ACAUCGACUGGAAUUGAUGUUGCUGUGGUGGGCAGUAAUACGCAUUCCUUGACCCAGCAAGCAAGCAAGCAAGUACAUGUAGCCAGCCAACCAACCCCACUAAAACAAUUUCAAAGACCAUCCACACCACCGCUCUCUCCACCAGACUUCUUCCGUCAUCCACCACCCACUCCACUCUACCACUCCGCUGCCGCCGCCGCCAUGUCUGACAAGCUCACCCGUAUUGCCAUUGUCAACAGCGACAAGAAAUGUAGGCAAGAGUGCAAAAAGUCCUGCCCCGUUGUGCGCACCGGCAAGCUGUGCAUCGAAGUCGAUGCCAGCUCCAAGAUCGCCUUCAUCUCCGAGCGCCUGUGUAUAGGUUGCGGUAUCUGCCCCAAGAAAUGCCCAUUCGAUGCCAUCAACAUCAUCAACUUGCCCACGAACCUCGAGACCCAGGUCACCCACCGCUACUCCGCCAACAGCUUCAAGCUACACAGGCUUCCCAUGCCCCGCCCCGGUCAAGUCCUUGGUCUUGUUGGUACAAACGGUAUCGGAAAGAGUACUGCCCUGAAGAUUCUCAGUGGCAAGCUCAAGCCCAACCUCGGUCGCUAUGAUAACCCACCUGAUUGGGAGGAGAUUCUCAAGUACUUCCGUGGUUCUGAGCUCCAGAACUAUUUCACAAAGGUUCUCGAAGACGACCUCAAGGCUGUUGUCAAGCCGCAAUACGUCGAUCAGAUUCCUAGGGCUAUCAAGGGUCCCGACAAGACAGUUGGUACUUUAAUCAAGGGCCGUUCGCAAAUGGACAAUUUGGAUGAAAUUAUCAAGGUUUUGGAACUUGAGCACGUCUACGAACGUGAUGUUACUCUUUUGUCCGGUGGUGAGUUGCAGCGCUUUGCCAUUGGUACCGUCUGCGUACAGAAAGCCGAUGUCUACAUGUUCGACGAACCUUCUUCUUUCCUUGAUGUCAAGCAGCGUCUAGCGGCUGGUCGCAUGAUCCGAAGCUUGCUGCGCCCGGAUGAUUAUGUCAUUGUCGUCGAGCACGAUUUGUCCGUUUUAGAUUAUCUCUCCGAUUUCAUCUGCGUCUUGUACGGAAAACCUGCCGUGUACGGUGUCGUCACUCUUCCCGCCUCUGUCCGUGAAGGUAUCAACAUCUUCUUGGAUGGUAACAUUCCUACGGAGAAUUUGCGUUUCCGCGAGGAAUCUCUACAGUUCCGCAUUGGCGAGGCUGGCGAAGAGUAUAUUAUCGACAAGUCAAACGCCUACAGCUAUCCCACCAUGGAGAAGACCAUGGGCGAUUUCCACUUGACAGUCGAGAAGGGACAGUUCACCAACUCGGAAAUUCUUGUCAUGAUGGGUGAGAACGGUACCGGUAAGACGACCUUCUGUAAGAUGUUGGCCGGUGCUCUGCAACCCGACGGCGGCAAGAAGAUUCCGCCCAUGUCUGUCUCCAUGAAGCCCCAGAAGAUCACGCCCAAGUUCACGGGUACCGUCCGCCAGCUCUUCUUCAAGAAGAUCAAGGCUGCUUUCCUCAGCCCCCAAUUCCAGACCGAUGUGUACAAGCCUCUCAAGAUGGACGACUUCAUCGACCAAGAAGUGCAGAACUUGUCCGGUGGUGAAUUGCAGCGUGUCGCUAUUGUGCUCGCGCUUGGUAUGCCUGCCGAUAUCUACCUCAUCGACGAGCCCAGUGCGUACCUCGACUCCGAACAGCGUAUCGUUGCUGCCCGCGUUAUCAAGCGCUUCAUCAUGCACUCCAAGAAGACUGCUUUCGUCGUCGAGCACGAUUUCAUCAUGGCCACUUAUCUCGCCGAUCGUGUCAUUGUCUUUGACGGUCAGCCUGCCCGCGACGCAAAGGCCAACACCCCUGAAUCUCUUCUCACUGGCUGCAAUAAAUUUCUAAAGAACCUCGAUGUAACGUUCCGCCGUGACCCCAACUCGUUCCGCCCGCGUAUCAACAAGUACAACUCCCAGCUUGAUCAAGAGCAGAAACUCGGUGGCAAUUACUUCUUCUUGGAGGACGAGGCUUGA
Molecule: messenger RNA, 2004 nt
Organism: Periconia digitata
Lineage: Eukaryota; Fungi; Ascomycota; Dothideomycetes; Pleosporales; Periconiaceae
Source: the annotation of a GenBank genome assembly